UAAUAUUAACAAACAAUCCUAAACCCUUCUCUUCUUCUCUUCCCCUUUUGUUCUCCGUAGACUUGUAGCAGUGACCGGAAAUGUACCGAACGGCGACGAAGCGUCUGCUCCUCCUCCGUGCACCUUCCGGUAGCAAUAUCAAUAUCAAAGCCCGUCUCCGUUUCCCUUUUCUUCUUCCUCAUCAUCAUCAAAAUAUUGAUAAUAGCACUUGUCGUUUCUCCUCCACUUCUGAAAUUCCUCAAUCAUCGCCUAAUCAGACCUUUAAUCCAAACCCAAAUCAACACUCUACGAGUAAUCAUUCUUCUGAUCCCACGUCAACCUCAACGGCCGAGGAAGCUCGACCCGAAGAGACUCAGAGGAAACGGCGGUACGUCGAGUACCAAGACGAGCAAGCUCGAGUGCUUCAAGCCUCGCUUCCCCACGUGGUGCGGUUGGGGUGGACUGAAGCGGCUAUGAUUGCUGGUGCCAGGGCAGUUGGUGUUUCUCCUUCUAUCAUUGGUUCUUUCCCAAGGAAAGAAGCCGCACUCGUGGAGUUUUUCAUGGAUGAUUGCUUGCAAAGGCUCAUUGAUAGAAUUGACUCUGGAGAGGACUUAAAAAGCAUGAUGCCUAGUGAUCACAUAUCCAAGCUUAUUAGGUUUCGCCUGGAAAUGCAGGCUCCAUACAUCUCAAAAUGGCCUCAAGCUCUUAGCAUCCAGGCACAACCAUUGAAUGUUCCAACAAGUUUUAAGCAGAGGGCAAUGCUUGUAGAUGAGAUCUGGCAUGCUGUCGGUGAUGAGGCCUCUGAUAUUGAUUGGUAUGUAAAGCGUACUGUCCUUGGGGGAAUAUACUCAACAACUGAGAUAUACAUGCUGACUGAUAGUUCCCCAGAUUUUCGUGAUACAUGGUCUUUCUUAAAUGGUCGUGUGAAAGAUGCUUUUGAUCUGAAGAAGUCCAUCCAAGAGGCUCAGUAUUUGGCAGAAGCUGUUGGUGCUGGAAUGGGGAGCUCUUUGCAAGGAUUUGUUAAGAAAGCUUUUCGAGGAUGAAUGCUAGAUGGCUUAGAAGAAAUCUAUGAAAAGCAUCAGGCACUAAGUCACUUGGGGAAGGUCUCAAGAUUGAAGUGUACUUUUUUCACCUUAUUGCCACUGAUGAAGGAUUGUAAGUUGGAAGAUAUGCUGUGUUGGUGGUACUUUGGAUGGUCCUACUAAUUAUCUUCAAUGGUUUAUUUGUCUAAAUUCUUUGUUGAUUGGCAGAAAGCCUUUCGAGGCUGGAAUUUGAAGAACAUUUAAAUCUAUUACCGUUAAAUUUUGAUUUCCUGUGGUGGAUUUCUCCACGGUUCUGUAAAUAACGGUAGUAUGUUAUCCUAUCUGGCAUUAGAGAAGGUAGAAAUAAAAGUGAGAGUUCAUGGAUAA
Messenger RNA from Quercus robur (English oak), 1388 nucleotides. RefSeq lists its product as uncharacterized. Gene Ontology annotation, cellular component: mitochondrial inner membrane. The transcript has 6 exons. Lineage: Eukaryota; Viridiplantae; Streptophyta; Magnoliopsida; Fagales; Fagaceae. Gene Ontology annotation, biological process: ubiquinone biosynthetic process. The record is from RefSeq and is a predicted model, not a curated record. Gene Ontology annotation, molecular function: lipid binding. The coding region runs from base 81 to 1022 and encodes 313 amino acids.